This is a messenger RNA of Nymphaea colorata (pocket water lily), 729 nucleotides long. Its product is annotated as ABC transporter C family member 13. Gene Ontology annotation, cellular component: membrane. NCBI's taxonomy places the organism in Eukaryota, Viridiplantae, Streptophyta, Magnoliopsida, Nymphaeales, Nymphaeaceae. Gene Ontology annotation, molecular function: ATP binding; ATP hydrolysis activity; ATPase-coupled transmembrane transporter activity. Gene Ontology annotation, biological process: transmembrane transport. The coding region runs from base 1 to 729 and encodes 242 amino acids. The record is from RefSeq and is a predicted model, not a curated record. The transcript has a single exon.
AUGAUUCAAAGAGUCUCAAUUUCUAUAUCACCUCAUAGUGAUGCUCUUCCAUCGCUACAUGGGUCUGAACAAGAUAAUGAACAAGGCCAACAGCAUCGGAGACAUAGACCUUUCCAUAGCCAAGAUUUAGGAGUACCUCUGCAACGAGGAGAAGGACCGGUCGUACAUUUCGCGGGGGACAAUGGCUGUUCUUCGGAGAUUGCCGUAUCGGUUAAGAAUGGGAACUUCUACUGGGACAGGGAGGAGGAGAACAACGCCAUCAUCGGCAAGAUCACCUUCAGUCUCAGGGACAUAAGCCUCAGCGUCAGGAAGGGAGAGUUCGCCAUUUUCAUCGGAAAAUUCGGUUCGGGAAAGUCCUCGGUCAUCAACGCCCUCCUCGGGGAAAUGAACAGCGAGUCCUCGAACAUAACCCUCAACGGAUCGAUAGCCUACGCCAACCAGGUGCCCUGGGUCAUCAACGACACGGUCAGGAACAACAUCCUCUUCGGCCGGCCCUACGACGAGAACAAAUAUCGGGAAACCCUUCACUUCUCACAUCUGGAGGCGGACCUACUGCUCUUCGCGAAUGGGGACAGCACAGUCAUCGGAGAGAGGGGGUCGACGCUGUCGGGCGGGCAGCGGGCCAGGAUCUCCCUCGCGAGAACACUUUACAGCGAAGCCGAUAUAUAUAUACUUGACGACGUCCUGAGUGCACUGGAUGCCCACGUCAGUUCCUUCAUCUUCCAGUAG